AUGGAGGGACACAAUGGAGGAAGAAAGGAGGAAAAUGAAAAUGAAUAUUGCGAAGAAAUUGUGAAAUGGAAAUUUGGACCGGCGAGUCUAGAACGUCUGCACAACAUGUCACUGAAGGGUGGAAGGCCACCCUUGGAAAUCCUGCCAAUCAAAGUUCGCCACGCCCACCACUGCCACGUCAUCCUCCGGAAGAUGGAUUCAGCCAAUUGCACGCUGCAGAGGAAGCACGUGAUCGUUGACGUCAGUGAUGACGUUGCUCUGCGAGAUAUCUUCAGACAGGUGGGUGGUGGUGUGGUAUCGGAAUGA
Molecule: messenger RNA, 306 nt
Organism: Helobdella robusta
Lineage: Eukaryota; Metazoa; Annelida; Clitellata; Rhynchobdellida; Glossiphoniidae
Exons: 2
Coding region: 1-306 (101 amino acids)
Source: RefSeq, a predicted model, not a curated record